Molecule: messenger RNA, 768 nt
Organism: Trichoplax adhaerens
Lineage: Eukaryota; Metazoa; Placozoa; Uniplacotomia; Trichoplacea; Trichoplacidae
Exons: 8
Coding region: 1-768 (255 amino acids)
Biological process (GO): ribosomal large subunit biogenesis; rRNA processing
Cellular component (GO): nucleolus; preribosome, large subunit precursor; nuclear periphery
Source: RefSeq, a predicted model, not a curated record
AUGGAUGUUGCUGCGGAACAUCGAACACAGCAUAACGAUACGGAAGGCUUGCGUCGGAGACUCUCCGAUAUUUUCGAUGGUGUUAAUUGGUUGGAAAGGAUUGAUGUAACUCUAAGUUACUGCUUAGCUCAGGAUCUAUUGCAUGCUACAAAGGAAGUAGCUGUGGAUAAAACUUUUAGUGAUGAUAAUGUAGCUAGAAUUCAUGAUGAUUUCCAGAGGGAAGCGUCAUUGCAAGCUCAGAAAGCUGUGAUUGAAGCUCUCCCCAAACUGCAUUCGGAAAAUGUUAUAACAAAGCGUCCAGCUGACUAUUUUGCGGAGAUGGUAAAGUCUGAUAUUCAUAUGCAGAAGAUACGCCGUAAGUUAUUGGAAAAACAAGAAAAUAUUAAAUCUUUUGAAAAAGCGAAAAGAAUCCAGUUCAUUAAAAAAUUUGGGAAAAAGGUAGAAAAAGAGGUAAUAUCUAACAGAAAAAAUCUCCAAUCGGGAAAAUCCAAUGGGAAACUAAAUAAAGGUGCGAAUUUAGUUGAGAUGAAAACGCAGAAAUCGGUAGAUAACUACGUAAAUAAAUCUAGGUCUCCGCGUUUGUCAAAUAAGGGAAGGAAAGAUAUGAAAUAUGGGUAUGGUAGAAAGAAAAAGAAUAUAAAAAAAAAUACUAGUGCAAGCGCGAAUACGUCAUUUUUUGACUCUGGGAUUCAUGGUAAACCUCGAAAGAAGCGCAGUAGUGCCGGUAAUAAACGUCCGGGCAAGAGAAGAAGAUUGCAGAAACGUUAA